AUGGCGUCCGCCCAGCACACGACCUCGUCGACGCAGCGCAGCAUCGUCGUGCAAAAGACGAUCCGCAAGCACAUGCAGGCCGAGCACGCGUUCAACGCCAAGACGAAAGACGGCAGCAUUCCUCUCGUGCUCGUUCCAAAGUACCCGCUCUUGUGCGACACCUUUGUACGCAUUCCAUCGGGCAUGUGGGUCCUCUAUCAAAAAUGGAACUCGCACGCGGGGAUUCUCGAGCCGGGUCUCAAGAUGUUUUGGCCCGCGUACUACCGCGUCUCGCACAUUGUCACCAAGCACGCGGUCACGUACUCGGCGCCGGUCAAGCGCUGCGCAACGUCCGACAACGUCAUGGUCGACAUUGAUAUUUCGAUCAAUUUUCAAGUGGGCCCGACCGCCGACGACGCCGUCAAGUUUGUCUACAUGCUCGGCGCGCAGCGCUUCAACGAGCUCAUUUCGCAGAUCACCGAGGAGGCGAUCCGCGGUCUCGUGCACUCGGUGCGGCACGACCAAGUCCACGACCUCCGCGAAGAGUUUGCAAGCGGCAUGAAGAAGGACCUGAACCAAAAGGUCUGCGCCUACGGCGUCAUUGUGCACAACGUCAAGGUCACCAACGUCGAGCUGCCAGUCCGGCUCUCGACAACGCUCGAGCACACGACCGCGUUCAAGACCAAGAUGGAGGAGCAAGAGAAGAAGCAAGAGAACGACAUGCGCAUUUUGAUCAACGAAGAAACGCAGCUUCUGACCGCGAUUCAGAAAGAGAACGACCGAAAAGUCAAGGACCUCAUUGCGCUCCAAGAGCGGGAGCUCAUUCGCCGCCAAAAGCUCCGAUUCGACGCCGAAGCCAAGAUGGAGGUGCUCUGCAUCGACCAGCGCUCGAUCUGUGACGCCCAAGUCCUCCGUGCGGCCGGCCAAAAGGACAUUGCGGCCGCGUCGGCGUCGACGGCCGCCACGAAAAUGCGCAACGAUGCGAUGGUGCUGCUCGUCAAGACACAGCGCGAGUACGAACAGACGAUCAAGGCCGAGGAGAUCCGGCAGCAGGCUCGCAUUGACGCCGCGCUCAAGGCGGCCGAAGGCCUCACGGCCGCGGCCAACACUGAAGGCAAAGCCGCCAAGCUCCUCGCGCUCAAACGUGAAUUCGACUACCAGACCAAGAAGAACGCCGUCGAGAUCGACCUCGUGGCCAAGACAAAGAUGGUCAUUUCGGGCGAGAACGGCGAGGCACUCUUGCAGCGCAUCUGCGACCAGGCGCGCGCCUCGGCCUAAUACGACAUACUAGUGUCGUCGCACGGUCGAAGUGCCUCGAUAUUCGUGUUGCAAUGUACAAGUACGAUCUAAAACAAUAAAAAAGGAAUGCA
Saprolegnia parasitica CBS 223.65 is the source of this 1349-nucleotide messenger RNA. RefSeq lists its product as hypothetical. The record is from RefSeq and is a predicted model, not a curated record. Lineage: Eukaryota; Oomycota; Saprolegniomycetes; Saprolegniales; Saprolegniaceae. The transcript has a single exon. The coding region runs from base 1 to 1257 and encodes 418 amino acids.